GUUUAUCUAGAGUGUUCAGAUAGGACCAAGUGGCCCUCACAAUCAGCCAGUCAUUGGUCGAGUGGCCGUGCGAGAUUGUUGCCGCCUACAAAUACCAAGACCUCACGUCCAGCUCGCACAGAGACGUCGCGCCGCUGCCAUGGCAACCGAGGCUCUGUGCUUGCUGCUGCUGCUGGUUGCGCCGGCGCUGUCCGUGCGGCCUCCCCGCAACUACCUGCUGAGGACUUCGCCGAGGCAGGAACCACACAGGCCCGCGACGGGAGAGAAGGCCACGGGACAGCUGAUCCUCACCGAAUACCUGGAGGCCGGCAAGGUCGAGCAGGCGCAGCGGCUGUCCAGAGUGAACGGCAGCGCCUUCCCCGAGGACAUUCCCAGCUACUCCGGCUUCUUCACCGUCGACAAGUCCAAGAGAUUCAACACGUUCUUCUGGUUCUUCCCGGCGGAGCACGACUACAAGAAUGCUCCGGUAGUUCUGUGGCUACAAGGAGGUCCUGGGUCCACUUCUCUCUUCGGGCUGUUUGAGGAGCUGGGUCCAUUCUCCGUCGCCAAUGACUCUUCCACUCUCAUAAGAAACCCAUACUCGUGGCACAAGAACCACUCGCUUCUGUUCAUCGACAAUCCUGUGGGAGCAGGAUUUAGCUACACAGGUAGCAGCUAUCCAAGAAACCAAACUGAAAUAGGAGAAAAUCUAUACUCCGCAAUGGUACAGUUCUUUACUUUGUUCCCGGAUCUUCAAAAGAAUGAUUUCUUCAUUGCUGGGGAGUCAUAUGCGGGAAAAUAUAUACCAGCACUGGGUCACACAAUCCAUAAGAAUAAUCCGAAUGCCAGUUUGAAGAUCAAUCUAAAAGGCCUGAUCAUAGGAGACGGUCUCACCGACCCUGUGCACCAGCUAGACUACAGCGACUAUGUGUACCAGGUGGGUCUGGUGGACAACAGCACGUGGAAAAGCAUGAAGAGAAGCGAAGGCCAAGCACGCGCAUACAUCAAGGACGAGGAUUUUUUCAACGCAUUUUAUGCAUGGUCGGAAACACUUAGUUUCUACGAAGAGGCAUCUGAACUGGGUGUUUACAACAUCGUCAAAGGGGACGAUUCUUCCACCAGUUACAUCACCUUCUUGGAGAAGGAAUCCACCCGCUCCGCGCUUCACGUCGGCUCAGUGGCGUAUAAUGACAUGAACGACGACGUUUACGACGCCCUCCGGACAGACAUGAUGAGGUCGGUGGUUUCGUGGGUUGAGGAGCUCCUGGACGCCGGGUACCGCGUCACUUUCUACAGCGGCCAGCUGGACGUGAUAGUCGCCUACCCGCUGUCGGAGAACAUGUUCCAGAACCUCAGGUUCAAGGAGGCCGAGGCGUACGCCAAGGCGGAGCGGCACACGUGGGGCAAGGGCAUCCAAGUGUACGGCUACACCAAGAAGGCCGGCGGCCUGACCGAGGUGCUGGUGAGGAACGCCGGUCACAUGGUGCCGGCGGACCAGCCCGCCGUGGCCUUCGACCUCAUCUACAAGGCCACCAGGGGCACUCUCUGAGCAUCUAGACCUGUGUGUCACUACAAUAAGUACAGAAUAAUACCAACAUUUGAGAAUAAACAGUUUCUUAAAAUA
Messenger RNA from Bacillus rossius redtenbacheri, 1603 nucleotides. RefSeq names its product venom serine carboxypeptidase-like. The record is from RefSeq and is a predicted model, not a curated record. NCBI's taxonomy places the organism in Eukaryota, Metazoa, Arthropoda, Insecta, Phasmatodea, Bacillidae. The transcript has 6 exons. Gene Ontology annotation, molecular function: serine-type carboxypeptidase activity. Gene Ontology annotation, biological process: proteolysis. The coding region runs from base 140 to 1528 and encodes 462 amino acids.